AUGGCGUGGGUUAGUUGGUCAAGAAUGUGUAAUUCAAAGUCAGAAGGGGGAAUGGGAUUCCGGGAUCUUUAUGCAUUCAAUUUGGCUAUGUUGGCAAAGCAGGGAUGGAGGAUGUUGGAAAAUCCCACAUCGCUUAUGCCACACAUGUAUAAAGCAAGGUAUUUUCCCAAUGGGGAUGUUUUAAAUGCAAGCAUAGGCAGCAACCCAUCUUAUGCUUGGAGAAGCAUUCAUAAGAGCAUAGAGAUUCUGCAAAAAGGAACAAGAUGGAGAGUAGGGAAUGGGAAGACAAUCCAUAUAUGGGAUGAUAGGUGGUUACCAACUCCAACGACUUAUAAAGUCUUUUCCCCAAGGAAAGAUUUUGGAGAUUUCCCCAUGGUAUCGGCCUUGAUGGAUCAAGAUACUAGAAGAUGGAGAAAGGACAUUCUUGAUAGAGUCUUUCUUGGUUUUGAAGUGGAGAAAAUCCUAAGCAUCCCAAUCCCUCACUGCCCACAGGAGGAUCAACUAAUAUGGGUGGGAAAUAAAAAAGGAAUUUUCAUGGUGAAAAGUACUUAUUUUUUGGCUAAGGAAAUUGUAGAAAAGCAUGAAAGAGGUGAAUCCUCAGUGGGAGAUGUAUGUGCCCCACUUUGGAAAAAGAUGUGGCACUUAAACAUUCCGGCCAAAGUGAGAGUUUUUGCUUGGAGACUUUGCAUGAAGGCCAUCCCAUCUAUGUUAAAUAUGAGUAAUAGGGGAAUUCAAGUGGACCCUACCUGCCCUAUUUGUUGUGGGGAACUUGAGUCUACUGAGCAUGCAAUCAUCUACUGUGGAGCUGCUAAAAGAGUGUGGAGCAAAUGGGAAGAAUGCCCAAUCUGUUUGAAUGAUGCCAACAUGGAGAUUGUGGACUUGGCCUUAUGUUUGCUAGAAAAGGGAACACAGAGGGACUUGGAGAUCUUUUUUGGUGUUGCUUGGAUGAUUUGGUAUAAUAGAAACCAAAUUGUUCAUGAAGGAAAUGGUGUGUCUGAGGAUCACAUUUGGGAGAUAGCAAUCCAAAUGAUAAAGGAGUUCAAAGGAAUAAGGGGCAAGGAGUUAAAUAGUCCUCAGAAAAGUGAGAAAGCAUGGACUCCUCCUCCUGUGGGUUUCUUCAAAAUGAAUGUAGAUGGGGUUGUUCCCUCUGUUGAUGGCCAUUCUGGAGUGGGUGUUGUAAUUAGAGAUUGGGAAAGAAAGGUGGUAGCAGCAAAAAGCCUUCCUCUAUUGGGUCGAAUAGCUGUGGAGGAAACAGAAGCCAUAGCUAUGGAACAAGGAAUGAUCUUAGCAAAAAACAUGGGUUUGGAAAGGACCAUUUUUGAAGGGGACUCAUUGCAGACAAUCCAAGCUAUUGAGGUUAAGGAUGUAAGAAGUGUGAUUGGCCACAUUGUGAAAAGUUGUCUGCAAAUUUUUCCAAGCUUCCAAGAGGCAAGGAUCAGACAUAUUAGUAGAGAGGGCAACAAAAUAGCCCACGACCUUGCACUGCUUGCAAAACAAUCUGCUGAGGAACAGGUCUGGAUUUCAACUAUACCGGCCUGGAUUGAAGACAUGGCGAGAGCUGAAGGAACGGUGUAA
Molecule: messenger RNA, 1575 nt
Organism: Quercus lobata
Lineage: Eukaryota; Viridiplantae; Streptophyta; Magnoliopsida; Fagales; Fagaceae
Exons: 1
Coding region: 1-1575 (524 amino acids)
Molecular function (GO): RNA-DNA hybrid ribonuclease activity; nucleic acid binding
Source: RefSeq, a predicted model, not a curated record